Homo sapiens (human) is the source of this 3117-nucleotide messenger RNA. It is a transcript of the gene C14orf119, whose product is annotated as chromosome 14 open reading frame 119. The transcript has 2 exons. The coding region runs from base 320 to 742 and encodes 140 amino acids. NCBI's taxonomy places the organism in Eukaryota, Metazoa, Chordata, Mammalia, Primates, Hominidae. Gene Ontology annotation, cellular component: mitochondrion. The record is from RefSeq and is a predicted model, not a curated record.
AAGUACCUCUAUGGGCCGGGUCAGACUCGGUGUUUGCGGAUUACCUUAAUAGGGCAAGCCCCCCACUCCUUAACGCAAACAGCUUCUGCCCUCUGUCCUCUGAAUCAUAGCCACUCCCAUCUUAGGCUUUUUUUGGGGAGGGGCGGGGGGCUGGUGCGGAAUCGGAAUAACAAGCUCCGUGGGGGUGCGCAAGAAGCAUCGCCGUGUCUUCGGACCCAGACUAUGAACUGAUCUAUGACGCUGAACUUGAGUUUGAGUUUGCCUUGGAAGCCAUGUGGCAAGAUUCUGGGAAAGUUCUUCCUUGCUCCGCAGAAGAGAGAUGCCACUGGAGUCAUCCUCUUCAAUGCCACUAUCCUUCCCAUCUCUCUUACCCUCAGUACCACACAAUACUAACCCUUCCCCUCCUCUGAUGUCUUACAUCACCUCCCAGGAGAUGAAGUGUAUUCUUCACUGGUUUGCCAAUUGGUCAGGUCCCCAGCGUGAACGUUUCCUAGAGGACCUGGUAGCUAAGGCAGUGCCAGAAAAAUUACAACCACUGCUGGAUAGUCUGGAGCAGCUUAGUGUGUCUGGGGCAGACCGACCACCUUCUAUCUUUGAGUGCCAGCUACAUCUUUGGGAUCAGUGGUUUCGAGGCUGGGCUGAGCAGGAGCGCAAUGAAUUUGUCAGACAGCUGGAGUUCAGUGAGCCAGACUUCGUGGCAAAGUUUUACCAAGCAGUGGCUGCUACAGCUGGUAAGGACUGAUAGGCAUUCAGACCAAAGAAGAUAACCAUAGCUGAUGGAGCCAUGACUCUCUACAAUGAUAACUCAAUUCAAAUGUGUCGCCUAAAGCUCUGGAACUGGUAUUCCAACCAGCUGACCGAACUCACUGACCAGUACAGGCAUGGUUAUUUCAACAUUAAUAGCAUGUCAACUGGACUCCUAUUUGUAAAUGUUAUCAAUCUAAGCAAUCCAGCUCAUCAGUCUACUAGUUUGCUUCUUUCCGAGAGAUGUCAAGUCCUCAAGAAUUUGAUGGCUUCUUCUGCAGCUAUAACCACAAGGAACCUACACAUUGUAACUCAAGUCCACUGCUGGCUCAUGAAAUGUGUAAAGUAGAACCCUCCUUCCCGAGAAAUAAGACAGGACAAUAAAAGGUGGCGUUUUUGUACUUUACCUGGAUUCCAUUGGCUGGUUUUACCACUCCUAUCAGAUUGUAGUGUAAUUGUGUGAUACGCAAACCAUUAGUUUUCCCAGUGAUGAUUUAAUAAAAUUAUGAAAAAUCAGGAGAGGGAGAUAAUUAGUUGCUUCCUCCUUCACACUGUUUGAAUCGAACUCGCGGUGACUUUUUUUUUUUUUUAAAAACAUGGGUUGUCACUUAAGUUUGGAGUGCAGUGGCAUGAUCAUCAGUGAGCGUGAGAUCACUGUAACCUCAAAUUCUAGGCUGAAGUAAUCUUUCUGCCUCAGUCUCCUGAGUAUCUAGGACUACAGGCCCGCACAACAAUAUCUGGCUAAUUUUUAAAUUAUUCUGUAGAUACAGGGGUCAUGCUACGUUUUCUAGUCUGGUCUUGAACUGCUGGCCUCAAGCGAUCCAUUCUCACCUUGGCCUCCCAAAGUGCUGGGAUUACAGGCAUGAACCAUCAUACCUGGCCUUUUUCUAAGGCAUAUGUAUGUGAUAUUCUUGGAACUGGUAGCAGGUGUUCCUAUUCUGUAAGUUUGCUUUACAACAAUACGAAAAUAAGUGACAAUUUACAGGUUGAACAAUUUAUUUUUGUACCAAAAUAAAGAAUGGAUCUUUAGAACUGUAAAACUUCACCCUUUUUUCAUUGCCAGGCUAUAUAAUAUUGACAACCGGGGAAAGAGGCAUUCCAAAGAAAGUAGAAAUUAAGUAUACACAAUAGAUUUUCCAUCCAGUUGUCUCACAAGAAAUUAUUCUCUUCCUUACCCCCUGUCAUGUUCUGGGCAACAUCACACCUCCCUUAUUCCUCUAACUGGGACCCUUGUGCUGUGGAGCUCUGGUGAAUGGUAAGAGGCAGAUGGUCUCACAGGAAGAGUGGCUCUUUUCUGGUAGGCUGUGGUUCCCAUUACACCCACCAGGAUUAGCAGCAUUAGGCAGAGUCCCAUGGACAGCCUUAGGUGGGUCAUGGAGGGAUUAUGGUCUGAAGUAACCAGCAACCUAGGAACAUAGAAGGUAAUAUUUGGCAUGGAAUAAUGCCUAGCCUUAGUAGAUAAAGCGGCAUUACCUUUUUUUUUUUUUUUUUUUGGAGACAAGGUCUUGGUCUGUUGCCCAGGCUGGAGUGCAGUGGUGUGAUCUUGGCUCACCGUAAUCUCCGCCUCCCAGGCUCAAGCAAUUCUCCUGCCUCAACCUUCCGAAUAGCUGGGACUACAGGCGCACGCCGCACCACCACGUCUGGCUAAGGGGCUUUACCCUUAAAGAUAGAGCUCAUGAAGCCCCGCCUCAUCCAAGCAUUAAGCUAAACAGGAAAUCAUUAAGAGGGACUAUCGAACCUUAAAGUAGAAAUAAGAUCAAGAUCUAAGUCUUCUAGCAUCUUAUAUUAUUGGAAGAAGACCUAACUUGGCAGCAAGGGAAGUGGCUUAAGGGAAGAGUCAGUCUAUGUUCUUUAGGUAGCUAGACACAAUCCCUAACAGUGCUUAAGAAAGGAAGGGGGCUGGGAGUGGUGGCAGUGGCUCCCAGCACUUUGGGAGGCAGAGGCCGGUGGGUUGCUUUAGCUCAGGAGUUGGAGACAAGCCUGGGCAACAUGGUGAAACUGUCUCUAUCAAAAAUACAAAAAUUAGCUGGCAUGGUGGUGUGCACCUGUAGUCCCAGCUACUUGGGAAGCUGAGGUGGGGGAAUCACUUGAGCCUAGGGAGGUCGAGGCCACAGUGAGCUGAGAUCACCCCACUGCAUUCCAGCCUGGGUGACAGAGCGAGACCCUGUCUCAAAAAAGAAGAAGAAAAAGGUGGGGGGAGGGGACUAAGAUCCCUAUGUCCUAGAGAUGGGGGAAUGUGUUAUUGUAUGGGAGGAGGGAGUCAGGUAGUGACGGGACUGGAUGAUCGUGUUAGGGAUCUUUGUUCUCUGAAACGCAACCCUGUCUAGGACAAUAUACACGUGAGUGAGUGCUUAAUAAAUUUAAUUUCAAACA